AUGGGCUCUUCAUGGACGGCGCACGAUGGGACAAUGAUCAGCAAGUCAUCCAAGACAGCUUGCCCAAGGUGCUAUUUUCAGAGAUUCCACACAUGCAUUGGAAGCCAUGCGAAAAGGACAAGGACCCAACUGAUCCUGCACGUGUCUAUCCCUCGCCCAUCUACAAGACCUCGGAAAGAAAGGGAGUUCUCAGCACAACUGGGCACUCCACCAAUUUCGUCUGCACCAUCAAAAUUCCGAUCGUGCGACACUUACUUCCUUGUUGCAUACAGCUGGCUUUAG
Molecule: messenger RNA, 282 nt
Organism: Symbiodinium necroappetens
Lineage: Eukaryota; Dinophyceae; Suessiales; Symbiodiniaceae
Source: the annotation of a GenBank genome assembly